Helobdella robusta is the source of this 369-nucleotide messenger RNA. RefSeq lists its product as hypothetical. Gene Ontology annotation, molecular function: DNA-binding transcription factor activity, RNA polymerase II-specific; RNA polymerase II cis-regulatory region sequence-specific DNA binding. Gene Ontology annotation, cellular component: nucleus. The transcript is spliced from 2 exons. Lineage: Eukaryota; Metazoa; Annelida; Clitellata; Rhynchobdellida; Glossiphoniidae. The annotation marks the transcript as partial. The record is from RefSeq and is a predicted model, not a curated record. Gene Ontology annotation, biological process: regulation of transcription by RNA polymerase II; epidermal cell differentiation.
UUCUUAUGUCGAGUAUGUUUGAAGAGCUUUCCUUUGCAGCGACUUCUCAAUCGCCACGUCAAGUGCCACACGGACAUCAAACGCUACCUCUGCACAUUUUGUGGCAAAGGUUUCAACGACACUUUUGACUUAAAGAGACACACAAGAACACACACUGGAGUCCGUCCAUACAAAUGCGAGCAUUGUGACAAGGCAUUCACACAACGUUGUUCACUGGAGUCACACGCGAGGAAGGUGCACAACGUUCAGUUCAAUUACAAGCACAAGGAAAGGAGAGAUAAGUUGUACGUGUGUGAGGAGUGUGGUCACUCGACGAGACAGUCCGAGGAGCAUUUUGUACACAUGAAUGACCAACAUCCACACGUGCCU